AUGGCCAUCAGAGUUGCAACGGUACUCGAAAGCAGUAAUACACGCGUUCCCCAACCUAACCUCCUUCCUAGCGAUCCUUUGUUGGGCGCUGAUUAUACUAUUCAGUCCAAACAAGUCGACGCAUUCCGGGAUGAAGUGUACGGUGAUUGGGAGGGGAUCGUGCACCCAUCAGGCGUCAUGUACUAUUUUUCCUGGAAGACGAAGACAUAUACAGGAACCGACAUAAAGAGGUGCUCGCGCGAUCGACUGCACAACCUGAAUAAUUGGAUACAUGCGGCACGCAGAAGACUGCAAGAAGAUACGUGGUUCCUGGUCGUUGAACCUGUUGCAAAGCAGGACGGCGAUCACUAUGAAUAUUAUUGUGCAGACACAAAGCAGCACGUCGUUGCUUGGUUUGAUGUGUUCGAUGCAAGUCUGCUUUUUCAGGAGUGUGGGCUCGCACGUCUUGAGCUCGAAGCACAAUUUUGGAAGCAUGUCGAUUUCUUUCCGCGUCAUUACGAAAUGAGGCCUUCUGAUGCGAAUGAGCUACGAGCUCACUUGGAAUGGUUUUUAGCAGAUUCGCGCUUUAUUUUCGGACGGAAUCGCGCAGAGUCUCAUCUUUCGUCCAACGAUUUAAUGACAGAGCAAGGAGUAGCAUUUUGUGGAUCCUGGAUAAGGUCAUCAUCAAUUUUAAACUACUACGGUUUACCGGAAGCUCGUUUGAUGCGGUCUCACUCCGUAGAAGGCUUCAAGCGAAAGCGAUCUCUCCCCCUUUUACUGGCGACCGCUGCAAUGUUCGGAGUGCCCGCACUUGUUUUAGAACAUAUAGAAAAUAUCCAUGUCGACGGUAUUGUCAACUCGUUGGAUAUCAGGCAGUUCGUUGACCGUUUCAACGACGAUAAUGUGAAACACAGCACUUUGGUGUCGCUGCUCGACACUUCGGUGAAAAGAUGA
Molecule: messenger RNA, 933 nt
Organism: Suillus subalutaceus
Lineage: Eukaryota; Fungi; Basidiomycota; Agaricomycetes; Boletales; Suillaceae
Exons: 10
Coding region: 1-933 (310 amino acids)
Source: RefSeq, a predicted model, not a curated record